AUGAAAUUAACGAUACGGAAAGUGUCGUCCCGGGACUUCUCGUCGUACAGAUGCGUUGCGAAGAAUUCCCUCGGAGAGACCGAUGGGCUCAUUCGUCUCGAUGGGAAGCACAAAAGCCGUUUCCGUGAUAGUUCUGCCGAAAAUAGAGUCAUAGGAGACUACGAGUUCGAAGAAUUAAAAGACUCUGAUUACGAAUCGACACAAUCUUCCGGUUGUGCUACCACUACUAGCGCCUUCUUUGUCACCAUCGCAUCUUUUAUUAUCAGCUGA
Diatraea saccharalis (sugarcane borer) is the source of this 270-nucleotide messenger RNA. Lineage: Eukaryota; Metazoa; Arthropoda; Insecta; Lepidoptera; Crambidae. The record is from the annotation of a GenBank genome assembly.